AUGCCCGGCUCCUCUCCCGAGGCAAAGGCUGCCGCCUCUGGCUCGCCAUCCUACAUUGCCCACGUGGACCUUCAAGUGCCUCCGUCUCCGCGAACCCAUCGCGCUCUCCGACGCCUGCAGUCCGCGCACACCUUGGGUGCCUCUCGGUCAUGCACAUCCAGCCAGCCGUCCCUCAUCACCCAGCAGCGACGCGAUCUGCAGCGGAACGCCUCGCCCACCCGCGGCUUGAACACAACCCGCUCGCCUCAGCGAGGCCGCGCCAACAGCGAUGCCACCUCGGCCUCGGCAUACACGGGCGCCGUGGCCGCGUUAAAGCGCACCGGCCUGAAGAAGCCCGUCUUCUCGCACGGCCACCUGUCCCUGCAGCAGAUAUUUCGCGACGGGCCGAGCGACGGCGACUUUCUCGGCGCCCUGGAAAGCGCCCGGUGGAAAGUGAUUGACGAGGGCAUCAAGAGCGCAGACGAUGGAAUGUCACCGCUUAGAAUCUACGUAUGGCUUGUUCUGCUAGACGCACCCAUCAUGUCGACCAGCGACUACCUCUCCCUCAUUCACCGCGGCGCGUCGCCCGCCUACUCCAAAAUUCGCAACGACACCUUUCGAACAUUGACUACAGAUCCCCUCUUUCGUCGGCGCGUCAGCGAAGCGAGUCUCAUCCGGCUGCUUAAUGCGAUUGCUUGGACGCUGCACGACGAGAAGGAGCAGCAGCGUCAGACCAGCCGACCUAGCAGUAGUCAGUCCUCCGCCCCGAGGCAAAGCCUUGGAGGAAGCGUUUCCGGGCAUUCUCAAGGCAGGUCGGGGACUGGGCCAGAGCCCGGCACAUAUGUCCAGGGCAUGAAUGUGCUGGCGGCCCCCUUCUUGUACGCUGCCCGCAGCGAAGCCGAGGCUUUUGUCGCCUUUCACUCUCUCCUCACCAAGGAAUGCCCUGGGUAUAUUCGUGGCGCGAUGGACGGUGUCCAUCGUGGCCUGGCUCUUGUAGACAAGGUUCUGGCCAUUGUCGACCCCAAGCUCAGCAUGUACCUCACGGCCAAGGGUCUAUCCGCGGAGAUAUAUGCCUUCCCAUCGGUCCUGACCCUGUGCGCUUGCACACCCCCGCUGCCCGAGGUCCUGCGGCUCUGGGAUUUUCUGUUUGCCUAUGGGCCGCAUCUGAACAUUCUCUGCAUUGUCGCCCAGCUCACCAUCAUGAGGUCGCAGAUUCUUCAAUCGCCUAGCCCGAACAAGGUCCUGCGAUCGUUCCCCCCUCUGAACGCUGACCUGAUCAAGAGCGUGACCAUCGGAAUCAUCAAGAAGAUUCCCGACGACGUCUACGCGGAAAUCGUCGCUCACGCCAUGUGA
Molecule: messenger RNA, 1332 nt
Organism: Ustilaginoidea virens
Lineage: Eukaryota; Fungi; Ascomycota; Sordariomycetes; Hypocreales; Clavicipitaceae
Exons: 4
Coding region: 1-1332 (443 amino acids)
Biological process (GO): negative regulation of septation initiation signaling; activation of GTPase activity
Cellular component (GO): mitotic spindle pole body
Molecular function (GO): GTPase activator activity
Source: RefSeq, a predicted model, not a curated record